Messenger RNA from Trichobilharzia szidati, 750 nucleotides. The record is from the annotation of a GenBank genome assembly. Lineage: Eukaryota; Metazoa; Platyhelminthes; Trematoda; Strigeidida; Schistosomatidae.
AAUCAGGAACUUUCCAAAACGGUAACUGUGGUAAGGAAUUUAUAUUUUUUUCCGCUAUAGUUUCCAAGUCAAUGUCUCUUUUAAGUUGCUUACUGUACUCUGUUGGCUAUUCAUGAAUUUUUUAUUGACAAGCUUCUGUUUUCAUUUACAGUAGUACCGAAUGGACGCAUUGGCACUUGGAGACAAUGGCGACCAACCUGCCCUUCUUAUAUCAGCGGAUAUCAAAAACCUUUUUGACGGAAUUAUGUUUAGUCACCGGUAUACCAGUUGGGUUCAAGUAGAAGAUGCUCUAAGUCAGCUGGAAUCAGCAACUCAUACACAUUAUGUAAUCAAAAAGUGCAUACGGGACCAUGAAUCUCAGGAUUUGAAGUACAAAUUAGUAGUCUUUCGUUGUACAUAUAGCAUGAAGCGAAAAACUAGAGGUUCAGGUUUACGCGUCAAACCUGCAAAAUACACCGGUUGCCAAUCUGGCUUUCGUAUACGCUACAAGGAGGACGAGUUUAUCAUUUCUUCCGCGAAAACAGUUCACAAUCACAGAUGUGAAAAAAGUCUUAUGAUAGGUGAUCCAUAUUUUAGACGCCUGUCCGGGGAUGAAAACGAGAAUAUUGCACCAGUUGUGAAGACUACAUCUGAGGUUGCUGAUGUUUUGGAAUAUGCUGAAGAGAAUUUUAAUAAAGUUUUGACGAGCACAGAUGUGUAUAAUUUACGUAAGGAUGUGAGACCAGGUAAUUGAAGUAGUUUAAAGUUAUU